This is a messenger RNA of Chondrus crispus (carragheen), 690 nucleotides long. RefSeq lists its product as hypothetical. Gene Ontology annotation, molecular function: ABC-type transporter activity. Bases 1 to 690 code for a protein of 229 amino acids. Gene Ontology annotation, cellular component: membrane. The transcript has a single exon. The record is from RefSeq and is a predicted model, not a curated record. NCBI's taxonomy places the organism in Eukaryota, Rhodophyta, Florideophyceae, Gigartinales, Gigartinaceae.
AUGCGUGAGAUUGCCGAUAUCUCUAAUGUCCCUGUAAUCACUUCCAUGCAGGCCCCUGGUGCCGAUGCCUUCAAGUUGUUCGAUACUCUCUGCGUCAUGGAACAGGGACAUAUCAUCUACUUUGGCCCGCGCGAUCAGGCUGAGAGUUGGUUCCUCGGCUUGGGAUUCCAUAGACCUCCGCAACGCUCUGUCCCAGACUUUAUUGCCACUGUCGCAAACCCGGCAUUGCGCGCCGAGUAUCUUCAUGUAGACCUUGAUAUCAAUGCCUUGGAGGACGUGCCUCCGACCACGCCUGAGGAGUUUGCAGACCGUUUUGAGAGAAGCGAACUCUCCGCAAUGCUUGGACAGAAAGUCAUGGAGGCCAGCGCAAGGAAGCCGCUUCCGGAGCCGAACAUCGAAAUGCCUCACUCCCUUUGGCAGGUUGGACAGAAGGCAACUCUCAACAAACCUCGCCAUCAGAUCAAGGCCAUUGGCAGACGUCAGCUUCAGUUUAUAGGAGCAACAAAGGAUGCCCUGUUGGCUGACCUCGCUCAAAAUCUCAUUCUCGGUGUCAUGUUGGGCUCUAUAUUCUGGCAACUAGAUAAGGACGCUGCGGGUGCUACCACCAGAGGCGGCUUGUUGUUCCUCGCUCUUUUGUUUAUGAGUUUGGCGUCUCUUGCAAAACUUCCGGACAAAUCCUUUGUCACAUGA